Molecule: messenger RNA, 1578 nt
Organism: Myxozyma melibiosi
Lineage: Eukaryota; Fungi; Ascomycota; Lipomycetes; Lipomycetales; Lipomycetaceae
Product: major facilitator superfamily domain-containing protein
Exons: 4
Coding region: 1-1578 (525 amino acids)
Biological process (GO): transmembrane transport
Cellular component (GO): membrane
Molecular function (GO): transmembrane transporter activity
Source: RefSeq, a predicted model, not a curated record
AUGGUGACGCAAACUAAAGAGACCGCAGUUGUAUCGUCGUCUAUCGCAUCAUCUGAUGUCGACGUGGAGAUCCCUGCGCCCGACGUGACCGCGAUUUACUGCUACGACGACCCAUAUGACCCUCCCCGAUGGCGACGGAUCGUGGGAUUUGCUUGGGACUCGUUCAAGUUGGAGCCGGAGGAGCGACGGUUUAUCCAGCGGCUGGAUUUCUUUCUGUUUUCGUACUCGCUGCUGAGUUAUGUCGUAAAGUACUUGGACCAGGGUAAUGUUUCGAAUGCAUACGUUAGUGGAAUGAAAGAAGAUCUGAAUCUUCAAGGUCAAGAGCGCAAUCUGUUUACCACGUUUUUCAACAUUGGCUAUCUGAUUGGAUCCAUCCCAUCCCAAAUCAUCAUCAACCGGACCCGCGCAUCUAUCUUCAUUCCCACCUGCGAGCUCGUCUGGAGUAUUCUUGUAAUGUGUCUGGCUGCGGUUCAGAACGCAAAGACAGUCUACGGAAUCCGCUUCGUCAUCGGUUUGGCGGAAGCUACUGUCUUCCCCGGAUUCGCAUUGAUUCUCGGUAGCUGGUACUAUCCCGACCAGAUGGGCAAACGUAUGGCUCUUUUUGAAGUCUCCAGCUCGGCGGCGGGCAUGUUUUCGGGGUACAUCCAGUCCGGAGUCUACGCGACUUUGAACGGACAUCUGGGGAUUGCCGGAUGGCGAUGGGCGUUUAUUAUCGACGGUGUGAUUUCUGUGCCGAUCGCUUGCAUGGGCUACUUUUGCAUUCCUGACUUUCCGACAACCACGAGAGCGAUCUGGCUGAGCCAGAAAGACAGGGAGUACGCGGUCGCGAGAAUGGCAAAGAUCGGUCGGAAACCGCCGCGGCCGAUUACGGCAAAGCGACUGCUGCAGUUCUUCAUGUCUCCUCGAGCAUAUGUCUUUCAAGGUCCGUAUAACGUUGCCGGGUUCGGAUCGAGCUCGGGAUACUUCAAUCUUUGGCUAAAGUCGACCGGCAAGUUCUCGGUCGAGAUGAUCAACAUCUUGCCGACUGCCGGCAACGCGAUCUCGAUCGUCGUCACGUACACGUUCUCUAUGCUCUCAGACCUAACCGGUCGCCGCGGCCCGUUCGCGUUCGCAGUCAUGAUCGUCCCGUUUUUCUGCAACAUCGUGCUCGCGGUGUGGAACAUCCCGUACAAGUUCAAGCUCGCCGUGCAGCUGCUCAACUACGCGGGCUUCGGGUACCAGCCGAUUGUGAUUGCCUGGGCGGCAGAAGCCUUCCAAGACGACGCCGAAACGCGCGGUCUCGUGGUCGGAUUCGGGAAUACAAUCAACUACGCGAUGUCGGCCUGGCUGCCGCUCGUGAUGUACCCUACCAACCUGGCGCCGCAUUAUCCGGUCGGAUACCAGAUUUCUGCGAUGUUUUACGGGCUCGCGAUGCUCACGGCAAAGAAGCGCGGAAAGGUCUAUAAUGAGCUUGGGUUGGCGAUCGAUAAGGAGGACGUGCUUAUUCCGGUUGGCGACGAGGCGGGGUAUAGGGCUGAGGUGUCUGACUCUGUUAUGGAGGAGAAGCAUCGCCAUACGACGGUGGUCAAAGAGCUGUGA